Molecule: messenger RNA, 836 nt
Organism: Sinocyclocheilus grahami
Lineage: Eukaryota; Metazoa; Chordata; Actinopteri; Cypriniformes; Cyprinidae
Product: suppressor of cytokine signaling 1-like
Exons: 1
Coding region: 234-803 (189 amino acids)
Biological process (GO): intracellular signal transduction; phosphatidylinositol phosphate biosynthetic process
Cellular component (GO): phosphatidylinositol 3-kinase complex
Molecular function (GO): 1-phosphatidylinositol-3-kinase regulator activity
Source: RefSeq, a predicted model, not a curated record
UGUUUUGUAGUGAAGAAUUUAAUUAAAGCUGAGCAAACUUGAAAUCAACAUGUUUUCUCACACACACUCAAUCACUUUCUCACACACUCACAGACUUUCUAGAAUGUGUCCAGGCAAGAGCUGUUUCCACCUCUUGAUGUUAGAACUCUCUGUUUCUGUGAACAGGCGGCACAGAAUCAUUCAUCCAUGCUUUGGGACCAUGGAGGAAUGGUAUGAGUGGGCCCUGAUUCAGAAUGGUCCAGCAUAAUGACACUGACCAUACAGUUGCGCGACAGAGCCCAUCCAAGACGGCCGAGUGCCCCAAACCCUCUUCUGUCCCAUCAACACACUUUCACCCCUUCCGGGACCAGAAGGAAUGUGAACUCAUCACCCAGGCUGUGGAUUACCUGAACCACAGUGGAUUUUACUGGGGUCCCUUGGAAGUAGAUGAAGCACAUGUACGACUGGCCAGACUUCCUCUUGGGACAUUCCUGAUCCGGGACAGCAUGCAGGCGAAUGUUUUCUUCACUCUCAGCUAUCGGGCUCCUGAGGGCCCGACCAGUGUGCGAGUGCUCAUAAAGGAUGGAGGUUUCAGUUUAGCGGGCAGUAAACAUACUUUCUCUUGCCUUUUUGGCCUGCUAGGAUACUAUAUUGCAUCCCCUAAAAAGAGUCUGAGUAUGCCGUAUCGUGGAGAUGUGCCGCAGAGCCUACAGGAACUGGCGAGAAGAGCGGUGGUGCAGAGUUUUGGGAAAGAUAGUAUUCAACAACUGCCUGUGAGCAAGAAACUUAAAGAAUUUCUGUGGUUGUACCCUUUUAGUAUAUGAAUGUGUGUAGUCUAUAUGAAGAUGUUACAGAUG